This is a messenger RNA of Coregonus sp. 'balchen', 3235 nucleotides long. Lineage: Eukaryota; Metazoa; Chordata; Actinopteri; Salmoniformes; Salmonidae. The record is from the annotation of a GenBank genome assembly.
AUUUGGUCCUGGCGCAGUAGCUAGCUAUCGAUGUUCAAGGUGAGUCGACUACCGCUAUAUAAUAUUUAAUUUAGUUGUUGAGUGAGGUUGUUGGUAGCCGCACCGGUGGUUUCAUUAAUCUCCGUUUCUUACCGGACCUCGAAUACGAUUGGAAUCCUUGUGAGAUGUGAUUAACGUUGUAUUUCUUCGUACUAGUUGCAUGCUAAACUUGGUAGCAUUUGCUAACCGGCUAGAAAUAUGUUUUUGACAGCUUGGGAACAUAACUAGCUACAACAACUGCAACGUUAGCUAUAGCCAGCUAGCCACCAAUGACCCGAAUCGGAUUUGUUUGACAACUUUGAUAGUUAACUUUAAACAAUUUUGAAAGUAGCUGACUUGUAAGAAACUUAACUAGCUAACUUAACGUUGAAUAGUGUUGGUUGUAAAACUAGCUAGCCAGAUUGAGUUUGCAUUGGGCUAGCAGCUAACGUUAGCUAGCUUGCAGACAGCAAUUUGCAGCGUUGUUGCACAAUGUUAACUACAGAAUGUGCAAUCAGGAAAAUGACCUAUGUUACACUUUUCUGCAGUAGUCUUGAAUCGCUGUUCUCAAACCUCACCUUGGGGAGCCCUAGACGUGUCACAAUUGUGUUGUAGCCCUGAAGCAACGUUAGCACACCAGAGUCACUUAAGUUCAUUAAGGGCUUGAUUAAUUGGCAAGUUGAAUCAGGUGUUCUAGCUCUGGAAAUUAAUGGAACUGCGGGAGGUUUGAGAACCACUGCUGCAGGGAAGAGUGAGGACAACCUAUUUCUUUGUACUGUACUCAUGUCAAAAUAGGCUUACAUUUUUUAUUAACAUAACCAUUGAGCCUUGUUUAGUGGAGUAAUGGAAAUUAUUAUUUUGUCUCAUCUCUGUUUUCUAGAAUGUUCAGGAGUCCACAGAUUCUGGCCUUGACAUGCCCUGUCAGGACCCAGAGACCCCUGCUGCUGUCUGUCAGAGACCCCCGCGUGCCUGCCCUACCUGAGCACACCUGUCAAAGGUGGACUGGACCCAAAGCAUGGAGAAGUCUCUGUCAGGGGGAUGGUGAGGAGGCAGUAUCCCUCUCUUCAGCCAUUUCUUCACACCUUGUUAGCAGAGGCACCUCCGGUUGUGAGAGUUGUCUCCUAAACACCGCACCUCAACACCUCUUACAAAAAGCCACCCCUCCCAACCGCCCUCAAUUGUCUCAGGACUCUAGCUUUGCCUCUUUGAAACGUACACCACGACUGCCGGUGCUUGUAGCAUGUGACCCUUGGAAAACCACUUUAUUGGAACAUUUGGACAAUUCUAAAGCCCCCGACUGUUCUAGCGACCUCAAGUGCCUUCUACAAAGGAGGCAAACUGACAAUGGUAGCCAAUGUUUAUCUGCUGAGGUGAAGGUGAACGUCACAUUUAGUGUUAAACGUAAUAGUUACAGACCUGUUCAAAGUGGCAAGAUUCACAAGGACCCUUUUCACAGACUGCUUAUGUCCACACCCAAACUGUGGACUGUGGAUCCCCAGCGAAGCCUUUCACUCCAGAGCCGCGGCCUGCACCAGGCUGCUGCCUCCUGCCCUGAGGUUGCCCUGAGGGAGUGCCUUUCACUGGUGAACGAGGCACGCUGCCGGCAGAGCCUGGGGCCUAAUGUGGCUCUGUAUGAGAAGGACGUCCGGGGGAAGAGGGGGGCCAGUGAGGCCCAGGGGAAGUGGGCGUCCGUGCUGGUCUCUCUUUGCUCCGUGGAGGGAGAGCCCGCCUUCCUCUUCACCCUCAGAUCCACAGCACUGAAGGGCAGACACAAGGGCGACGUCAGGUAACCACAGACUCCUGCACCAUUCCCACUGCUUUGGGGAUAUUUAAUGUUUGACAAAUGAUGUCAUAUGACAGAACUUAACAACUCUGAAAAUUACAACUUUAUUUGUGUGUUUUGACAAAACAUUGUCAUGUAAAUGAUUGUAUGAAGUCGAAUAUAAGGCUGGAAAUUGACAGUGCUGUGUGAAUGUCCAGUUUUGCAGGGGGCAAGCGUGACCCCUCGGACAAGGACGUUGUGGACACCGCCCUGCGAGAAGCUUGUGAGGAACUGGGUGUCACUGUGGCAACAAACCAAGUGUGGGGCGUGCUGAAACCACUCAGGGAUAUGGUGAGGACCUUAACCCUACCCAUACUACCCAUAAUCCUUCAUGAUCCCCAUCCCUCUCUGUGUGACGCACUGACACACAGUUAGUAGCUCCCCUCUGCUCUAGAGCAGUUGAGAUGGGGUAGUAUAAUUUCAGUGAAACAUUUCUUAAUAUGAGUAUGUCUUCAUUAUGUAAAUUGUUGAUCUGCCGCAUUUCCUAAUCAUGGCACAUUUUCUCUCAGUCUGGAAUGAUGAUAGCCCCUGUACUGGCCAACCUUGGCCCCCUGGAGGCGCUGUCGUUCAAGCCAAAUCCUGCCGAGGUACAGUUACAAGAACUCUGUUUUCAAAUGUUACAAUCACUCUGUUUGCCUUUGGGCUGAACUAACACGAAUACCAUCUAACAUGGAGUUAAAAUGACAUUCUCCUUUCUCUCUCAGGUAGAAGAGAUCUUCACCCUGUCGCUCUCCCACGUAUGCAGUCCCCAGAAUCGGGGAUACACCAACUUCCGCACCGGUGAGCGCUAUGGAUACACCCUGCCCGUGAUCUGCAACGGGAAGCACCGCGUGUGGGGCCUCACUGCCGUGGCCCUCGAACACACGCUCAAACUCAUCGUGCCACCAUGACAAUCAAUCAUGCCAGCCAUCACUACUGUUUUUUGUAAAGCAUAGUGUAUGUGUGAUUAUGGAAUAAGUUGAUUGUGUUUCAUAUGUGAAAUCGAUCGUUGGGCUUAUGUAUCAAUUGAGGCCAUCUUGCUUUCAAUGUAUCCCAUAUAAGCAUACAUGUCAGAAGUUAUAUAUUGAAUAUAUGAGAUAUUAGGUAGGGUCAUGUAAGGAACAAUCACCUUCCAUCUCAAAGCCACUUUGGAUUGUAAUGUCACUGUAUUUUGUAAUACUGACAUAAUAACCUGCAGUACUCCCUGGAAAGGUCAAAUCUCGACAGUUCAUUCAUUCACUAACCUAAUGAAAGCAAGGCACCAUGUUUCUGUGUGUCAAAAAUGUUUUAUGAUUCUAUCAUUUUUUAAACGUUAUUUCCUUAGGAUUCUGGACAGGAUCAAUCAUUAUUUUAUAUGACAUGCACACAGAAAUAAAUAUAGUGCAAAAACAUUGCAUUUGAUGUAUAAUAUACAGG